This is a messenger RNA of Aspergillus ochraceoroseus IBT 24754, 3077 nucleotides long. RefSeq names its product translation initiation factor eIF3 core subunit c (gene nip1). Gene Ontology annotation, cellular component: eukaryotic translation initiation factor 3 complex. The transcript has 2 exons. Gene Ontology annotation, molecular function: translation initiation factor activity; translation initiation factor binding; RNA binding. Bases 107 to 2710 code for a protein of 867 amino acids. NCBI's taxonomy places the organism in Eukaryota, Fungi, Ascomycota, Eurotiomycetes, Eurotiales, Aspergillaceae. The record is from RefSeq and is a predicted model, not a curated record. Gene Ontology annotation, biological process: translational initiation.
CCCCCCCCCCCUCCUUUUCGCCGGGAAAGACGAUAUCUCCAUCCUCGCGACGUCCCUAGGUUCCGUUAUUUGACCCUCCCAAAAAAAGAAACAAAAAUCCGCAGCCAUGUCGCGUUUCUUCUACGGCGACAGCGACAGCGACAGCGAGAGCAGUGGCUCUGAGGUGGAGCUGUACGGCGAUGAGCACGAUGAGGAGGAGCAGUCCGAGGAGGAGGACGAGACUACUGAGGAGGAGGAUUCCGAGGGGGAAGAGUCCUCUGAUGAGGAGGGUGCUGGAAAAACCGGUGCUAGCCGUUUCAUUAAGGGCGGGGAGGAGAGCGAAGAAAGUGAAGAUGAGGAUGUGGUUAAGGUCGUGAAGAGUGCGAAGAACAAGAGGCUGGAGGAACUGGAGAGCACCAUCAAGCUGAUUGAGAAUGCCGAGAGAAUCAACGACUGGGCUGUUAUUUCGGCAGAGUUCGAUAAGCUUAACCGCCAGAUCGUCAAGGUCCUUCAGUCCGGCCCUGUUCCCAAGAUCUACAUUAAGAUCAUUGCGGACCUCGAAGAUUUCGUCAACGAGACCGUCACCAAGCAGAAGUCCUCCAAUAAGAAGAUGAACGCUAGCAGCGCCAAGGGUUUCAACGCCGUGAAGCAGAAGGUCAAGAAGAACAACAAGGACUACGCUACACAGGUCGAGAAGUACAGGGCGAACAAGGCGGACUACAUGGAGAGCGACGAUGAGGAGGAAAAGCCGGUUGUUUCCGCCCCGCGUUUGACCAAGGUGGAGCGCGUCGAGGCCCCAGUUGCUGCUGUUGCUGGAGAUGAUGAUGGAUUUGCAACUGUAGGCCGUGGUGGAAAGACCCUCCAGUACACUCCGGAGAGCAUCUUGAAGCACCUACGCGUCAUUGUUGAGUCCCGAGGAAAGAAGAACACAGACCGCCUUGAGCAGAUCAAGACUAUGGAGAAGCUCUUGGAGGUCGCCCAGAAUCCCUACCAACGCAUCCGUAUUUACCUUACUCUUAUCUCCACCCGUUUCGACCUGACCUCUUCAUCUUCUGCCGCCUACAUGGGCGUUGAUCAAUGGAAGCUCGCAGAACAGGAAUUCGCCACUCUCCUUUCCGUUCUGGAGAACAACCGCGACUACGUGGUCGCCGAGGGAGCCGAGGAAUGGGAGGAUGACGAGAAGCAGCCCCAGGCUGCUGCUGGCGAGAAGCUUUACAUUCCCGGCAGCAUUGUCUCAUACGUCGAGAGGCUGGAUGACGAACUCACCAGGUCUCUGCAGCACAUCGACCCCCACACCGCUGAAUAUAUUGACCGCCUGAGUGACGAGAAGCAGCUCUACACCAACCUUGUGCGAACUCAGAUCUACAUCGAAGCCCUGAUCCAAUUGGAGAAGACCGACCCUCGCCAGGACAGCUUGAACAGAGUAGUGAUGAGGAGGCUGGAACACAUCUACUUCAAGCCUUCCCAGGUUGUUACAAUCUUGGAGGAUGCUACCUGGAAGGCUCUUCCCGCCGAGUUGGACUCCACCAUCACCCUCCGUGGCAACACCGGCGACAUCACCGCUCUUGUCCAGACCCUGUGCAACUAUUUGUUCAAGGAAAGCGAUGGCAUUAUCAGAGCUCGCUCCAUGCUGUGCCAGAUUUACUUCCUCGCGCUCCAUGACCAGUACUUCCGUUCUCGCGACCUGAUGCUGAUGUCUCACCUGUCUGAGAACAUUGCCAACUUCGACGUCAGCUCCCAAAUUCUCUUCAACAGGACCUUGGUCCAGAUUGGUCUCUGUGCUUUCCGCGCCGGCCUUAUCUACGAGGCUCAGAAUACCCUCUCUGAGAUCUGCGGCAGCGGACGCCAAAAAGAGCUGCUUGCUCAGGGUAUCAUCCUCCAGCGCUACUCUACUGUUUCUCCCGAACAAGAGCGUCUCGAGCGUCAGCGUCAGCUCCCAUUCCACAUGCACAUCAACCUUGAGCUCCUUGAGUGCAUUUACCUCACCUCCAGCAUGUUCCUUGAGGUUCCUCUGAUGGCCCAGACUUCUUCAUCGCCCGAAAUGAAGCGCCGUGUCAUCUCCAAGACCUUCCGACGCAUGCUCGAUUACAACGAGCGCCAGGUCUUCACUGGUCCCGCAGAGAACACCCGCGAUGGUGUCAUCAUGAGUGCUAAGUUCCUUGCCGCUGGUGACUGGAAGAAGGCCGCCGAGAUGCUCAACUCCAUUAAGAUUUGGGAUCUCAUGCCACAACCAGAGAAGAUUAAGGAGAUGCUCUCCCACCAGAUCCAGGAAGAGGGUCUGCGCACAUACCUCUUCACAUAUGCUCCCUUCUACGACAGCCUUUCCAUCUCCACCCUCGCCAACAUGUUCGAGCUUUCCGAGAAGAAGAUCGCUGCUAUCAUCAGCCGCAUGAUCUCUCACGAAGAGCUGGCCGCUGCUCUUGACCAGGUCAACAACGCCAUCGUCUUCCGCAAGGGUGUCGAGCUGUCGCGCCUCCAGUCCCAGAUUGUAACCCUCGCCGACAAGUCCAUGAACCUCCUCGAGGCCAACGAGAAGACUCUCGAACAACGGACGCAAGGCAUGGCCAAUGCCUUCCAGCGCGAUCAGGGCGCUGGCGCCCGUGGUGGUCGUGGACAGGGACGUGGUGGCCAACCUCGCGGCGGGCCUAGAAUCCCUGGAGGUCAGCAGGGUCGCCGACCGGGUGGACAACAAUUCGGUGGUGGUGCAUUGGGCGGAGCAAUCAAGGCAUAAAAAAACGUGUUUUGUUAAGUUAAUGGCAUUUCUUUAUUUUUUAUGGUUCUAAUGCUCUCUCUCUCUCUAUCUCUCUCCCGAUUGGAAUUUUCUUUGCUACGUACCGUAUGACCAUUCCCAUGUGUUCUUACUCUUCUUCAUCAUGGUUGUCUACUUUUAUUGUCCUCGGAGGAAUUACCGGGAAACUCCUCAUCUUUCGUACUUUCUCUAUACAUACAGAUGAAGAUUCAUGUUCCGAAUAAAUAAAUCAGGGAAAUAAAAUAAAACGAAUUACUGAAAGACAUACACAUCCAUACACACACGACGUGUGAUAUAUGAAGAAUAGGUAGAUGAUAGUGAGGGGGGAAUAAUGAUGAUUAGCUCAAGC